Thalassophryne amazonica is the source of this 1123-nucleotide messenger RNA. Its product is annotated as growth hormone secretagogue receptor type 1-like. Gene Ontology annotation, molecular function: G protein-coupled peptide receptor activity. Gene Ontology annotation, biological process: G protein-coupled receptor signaling pathway. The transcript is spliced from 2 exons. Gene Ontology annotation, cellular component: plasma membrane. NCBI's taxonomy places the organism in Eukaryota, Metazoa, Chordata, Actinopteri, Batrachoidiformes, Batrachoididae. The record is from RefSeq and is a predicted model, not a curated record. The coding region runs from base 323 to 1123 and encodes 266 amino acids.
CACGUCAGAUUCUCAGUCAGCCUGCAUCACUUAACAGCUCAAAAUGAUCUUGAUGUAGAUUUCUUCCCUCCCAUCUUUUGCCAUGUUCCUGGCAGCUGCUGUGCCGUAAUGUAAUCACAAAGAGGAUGGUUGACAUCCUCCUGCAGCGGAGGAGGCGGUGCGUGCCUCUCCUCCUUCCUUCUCGUCUCACCGCAGCUUGGACGUGUACUCAGCAUCAAACCCAACAUCGGCUCUGCUGCUCUGUGUGACUGUGCCGCUGCUGCUGCCGACUCCACGUCCACACAACACCUCACAUAUUCUGGGAUCUGACCCAAAGGUUGGCAUGCCGUGGACCAGACCCCUAGUGGAGCUUCAUGGUAGUGGAGCGGAGGUCAAAGAUCAAUACAACAAUGACGACCACCAUUAUGUGGGCUCCCUGUUCCCCACGUCCACCCUCAUCCCAGUCACUGCUAUCUGCAUCCUCAUCUUCAUCAUAGCUGUGGUGGGUAACACCUUGACGAUACUCAUCAUCCAGCACUUCAAGGACAUGAAGACCACCACUAAUCUCUACCUGUCCAGCAUGGCCAUAUCUGACCUGGUCAUCUUCCUCUGCCUGCCCUUUGACCUUUACCGCCUGUGGAAGUAUGUGCCCUGGCUGUUUGGGGACGUAGUGUGCCGUUUCUACCACUACAUCUUUGAGUGCUGCACAUCUGCCACCAUCCUCCACAUCACGGCCCUCAGCAUUGAACGCUACCUGGCCAUCAGCUUUCCUCUCAGGAGCAAGGUGGUGGUGACCAAGCGCAGGGUGCAGUACAUCAUCCUCGCCCUUUGGAUUUUCGCCUUGGCAUCUGCAGCACCCAUUCUCUUCCUGGUUGGGGUAGAGUAUGACAACGACACUCACGCAGACUACAACACAGGCCAGUGCAAGCACACCACCUACGCCAUCAGCUCCGGGCAGCUGCACAUCAUGCUGUGGGUGUCCCAUACCUACUUCUUCUGCCCCAUGCUCUGCCUCAUCUUCCUCUAUGGUUCCAUUGGGUGCAAGCUGUGGAAAAGCAAGAACGACCUGCCCGGCCUCUGUGCUUUCGCCCGAGAAAGAUCACACAAGCAAACUGUCAAGAUACUUGGUGAGUAUCAAAUAUAA